Erinaceus europaeus (western European hedgehog) is the source of this 3117-nucleotide messenger RNA. RefSeq names its product zinc finger protein 445 (gene ZNF445). Gene Ontology annotation, biological process: regulation of DNA-templated transcription. Gene Ontology annotation, molecular function: DNA-binding transcription factor activity, RNA polymerase II-specific; RNA polymerase II cis-regulatory region sequence-specific DNA binding. The transcript has 7 exons. The record is from RefSeq and is a predicted model, not a curated record. Lineage: Eukaryota; Metazoa; Chordata; Mammalia; Eulipotyphla; Erinaceidae. Bases 24 to 3065 code for a protein of 1013 amino acids.
CCCUGCUCGCCUCCUGCGGCGUGAUGUCUCCGGCCGGGCGGGGAGCCGUCCGGCCGGCGCAGGCCCGGGCCUUCAGGAGGCGGAGAGGCCUGCGGAAGGUCCAGCGGGAGGACGGGGACGAGGCCGCGCACAGGCCACAGACGCACAACCGCGCGGGCCAGGAGCUGUUCCGCCAGCUGUUCCGGCAGCUGCGCUACCACGAGUCGGCCGGGCCCGCGGAGACGCUGAGCCGCCUGCGGGAGCUGUGCCGCUGGUGGCUGCGGCCCGACGCGCUGUCCAAGGCGCAGAUCCUGGAGCUGCUGGUGCUGGAGCAGUUCCUCAGCAUCCUGCCCGCCGAGCUCCGCGCCUGGGUGCAGCUGCACCGGCCCGGCAGUGGCGAGGAGGCCGCGGCGCUGCUGGAGGAGCUGCACGGGGACCUCGCCGGCCUGUCAACGCCGCCGCCCAGGCAGGAAGUGCCAGCCCCUGCCCAGAGCGCAGAUGUGCAUCGGAUGGGUACGGACGCCCUGCAGGCCACAGGGCCACAGUCCCCCACUUCGUCGCCCAGGAGUGGCUCUGCUCUGCGGGGCCGCCCGGAGCCCCCCUGCGCCUCGGGACCGCAUGACUUCCUGGCUGGGCCUCCCGAUGCUUCUGCUGCUCAGGCGCCUGCCCUUUCCCAGAGAGAGAGGGGCCUAGGAGGGGAGCCAGCAGCGCAGCCUCAGGAGGCGGUGACUUUCAAGGACGUGGAGGUGACCUUUUCCCAGGAUGAGUGGCGAUGGCUCUGCCCCGCUCAGCGGAACCUGUACCGGGACGUGAUGCUGGAGAACCACAGGAACGUGGCUUCUCUGGCGGGGCCGUCCAGCAAGCCUGCCCUGAUCUCCUGGCUGGAGGCGCAGGACCCCUGGGCCCUGAGUGUCCAGGGGGCUCAGCCCACGAGGAAACCAGGAGCUGCCCCUGCAGGCUGUGAGCUCUGGAUUAAAAGAAAUAAGCCCGUCUUAAGAAACAAACCUUCAGAAGAAGCAGAAACCCCAGUGAUGCCAUCUGGAUGUCAUACGGUGACUACUGCUGAGGGGACAUUGUUCAGAGAGUCUGUUGACCGGAAGAGCAGGUCACAGGAGCAGCAUGGACCCACACUGGUGAAGAGCGAGGAAGAAGAGACCAGUGUCAGCCAUGGGGCUGCGAGAGGGUCUGAAGAGCCGGGGAGAAGCAGUGCGUCAAAGCACAUCCUAUACUUCAGAGUUCCCAGGAGAAAGCUGUCCUACAGACACGGCCAUGGGAGGCACUUCAGAGGGGGUUCCUGCAAGGAGUUCGGGAAGGGCGUCGGACACAUCGUGGGCACGUUUAGCCUCUACCAGAGGAUCCUCAGUUACAACACGACGGACGCGUGUGAGAAGAGCCUGCGCCUUGGCUCUCCCCACCCACAUGAGGACAGUCUCCACACGAGGUCAGGAUAUAAGUGCAGUGACUGUGGCAGGGCCUUCAGCUGCAGUUCUUACCUCGAGUGUCACCAGAGGCUUCACACACAGGAGAAACCGUUCAAGUGCAGGGUGUGUGGCAAAGCUUUCCGCUGGAGCUCCAACUGUAUCCGGCAUGAGAAAAUCCACAGCGGGGUGAAGCCCCACAAGUGCGGUUUGUGUGACAAGGCUUUCCAGCGCAUGUCUGCCUACCGCCUGCACCAGGAGACCCACGCCAAGCAGAGCGCUGCACACGCUGGUCAGUGUGAAGGGGCCCUCGCCUGUGACUCCGGCUUUGCUCAUCCCUUGAGAGACCAAACUGGAGGAAAAGUCUUCGACUGCAGCCAGUGCAGGAAGUCCUUUCACUGUAAGUCGUAUGUUCUGGAGCAUCAGAGGAUUCACACCCAGGAGAAACCCUAUAAGUGCAGCAAAUGCAGGAAGACCUUUAGGUGGAGGUCGAACUUCACUCGCCAUGUACGGAUUUACCAUGAGGACAAGUUCUGUGGCCAAGACGGCAGCACAGAGGCCGGCGGCCAGACCUCAGCCUGCACUCAGCCCCAGGAUGGCCCCACUGUGGAAGAAGCUUUUCUCUGUCAGCUGUGUGGUGAGACUUUUCCCCAGAAGGAAUCUCUCCUCGCUCACCAGAAGACUCACACACAUGGGAGACGGUUCCGAUGCAGUGACUGUGCAAAAGAGUUUACCCACAGGUCAGCUCUGAUUUUUCACAAGCAGCAGCAUGACACCAAGAGAAAUCUUGAGGAGGGACCGUCUCUUAGUGAGGACAGAGCCUUUCAGGUUCCUCAGAGCGAUCCCGCCACAGAAAAACCCUACACGUGUGGCCUAUGUGGCAAAGUCUUCCGCAAUCACUCGUUUCUCCUGAUUCACCAGAGGAUUCACACCAGAGAGAGGCCUUACAAGUGCAGGGAGUGUGGGAAGGCUUUCAGGUGGAGCUCCAACCUCUCCCGACACCAGAGGGUUCACUCUCUGAAGAAGAGGCAGUACGAGUGCCGUGAGAGCCACAGCGCCCCAAACCCGCAGCCACAGAACCUCCCCGACAAGAAACGCUUUUGGUGCCAGGAAUGCGGGAAGUCCUUCACGCGCAAGCGAUCCCUCCUGGAUCAUAACGGGAUACACAGCGGGGAGAAGCGCUACAAAUGUGACCAGUGCGGGAAGUCUUUCGAUAGAAAAUACCGCCUUGUUAACCACCAGAGGAUCCACACGCAAGAGAGACCUUUUAAGUGUCAGUGGUGCGGGAAGGACUUCAUCGGGAGACAUACCCUGAACAUACACGAGAAGAAGCACUUCAGGGCGCAGUCUGAACGCAGCCUGGCCGAGUCGCCUUCCUCUCAGGACCCGGGGGCGAGCGCGGGGGCGUCGGGCGCCAGUGGAGAGAAGCCCCCCGAGGGCUGCGAGGAAGCCCGUGCCCGGAGCCACAAGCUCAGGGGCCUGCAGGGCGCGCCCCUCGGGAAGAAGUGCCACAGGUGCAGCACGUGCGGGAAGACGUUCAAGAAGAGGUCGCACCUGCUCAGCCACAGGAGGUUCCACACUGGAGAGAGGCCCUUCAAGUGCCGAGACUGUGGGAAGACCUUCGGGUGGUCUUCCAACCUGACGCGGCACAUGAAGAACCACCUCUGAAGGCGCUAGGGGAGAAGGGCGCCCGGCCGCGCUGCUGUGAGGGCCAGGGCCA